AUGGAGAAAAUAUUCACCGUGGGAAACUGCCAUAAUCAACUCUGGUUUGUCUUACUCUUCUCCUUUCUUUUAAGCUUGAUAUUGCUCUUAUUUGAUCGUACGGCUUUGAUUGGCGGCGAUCAAAACGGUGUCACUUUUCUAGUCAACAACUUUGUCAAUCAUGCCACCCAAACCCGCACACCCAAAUCUUUUGAUUCUUCCGUAAGUACAACAGACGACAAAAACGAGACAAAAUCCGGUUCGGAUUUGUGUUCGGGUCGAUACAUUUACAUGCAUGAUCUUCCCAGCCAAUUCAACGACGAGUUGCUCAAGAAUUGCCAUUCGCUUAUCAAAUGGACCGACAUGUGCCCGGCUAUAUCAAACAUGGGUCUUGGUCCUCGGGUUGAGAAUAAUCCGGAACCGGUUUUGUCGAAAACGGGUUGGUUUGUGACGAACCAAUUUACGUUGGAAGUCAUCUUCCACAACAGGAUGAAGCGCUACAAGUGCUUGACAAACGACUCGUCGUUGGCUUCGGCAGUUUAUGUACCGUUUUAUGCUGGCCUUGAUGUGGGUCGGUUCCUUUGGGGUUUUAACAUCUCAGUGAGAGAUGCAUCUUCUUACAGUCUGCUCAAGUGGCUUGCAGAAAAACCAGAGUGGAGAAGAAUGUGGGGUAGAGAUCAUUUCUUGGUUGGAGGAAGGAUUUCUUGGGAUUUCAGGAGGCAGACAGAUGAUGAUUCUGAUUGGGGUUCCAAGCUUAUGUUUUUGCCUGAAUCCAAGAACUUGACAUUGUUGUCAAUCGAGUCAAGCUCGUGGAACAAUGACUUUGCAAUACCAUAUCCAACAUACUUCCAUCCUACGAAGAUCAAUCAGGUAAUCCGGUGGCAGAAAAAAAUGAGAAGAACAAAGCGGCGGUACCUGUUCACUUUUGCUGGUGCCCCACGACCCAAUGCAACAGAUUCCAUACGAAGUGAGCUGAUUGAUGAAUGCCAGUCGUCACCCACAUGCAAUUUUCUUGGUUGUUUCAAUGGAGCAAGCAAGUGUGACGACCCUGCAAAUGUGAUGAAGGCAUUUCAAAGCUCUGUUUUUUGCCUGCAGCCUCCUGGGGAUUCAUACACGAGGCGGUCAACUUUUGACUCGAUUCUGGCCGGCUGUAUUCCGGUCUUCUUCCACGUGGGUUCUGCUUAUGCGCAGUACUUGUGGCAUUUACCGAAGAAGUAUACAGAGUAUUCGGUGAUGAUACCGCUGGACGAUGUCAAGGAGAAAAAGGCUGCUGUGAAUGAGAGAUUGCUUCGGAUUCCGAAGAAGAAAGUGUUGGCCAUGAGAGAGGAGGUUAUAAAGCUGAUUCCGAGAAUAGUUUAUGCCGAUCCGAGGAGUAGACGAGAGAGCUUUGAAGAUGCAUUUGACAUUGCAGUGAAAGGUGUUCUUGAGAGAGUAGAAAGAGUGAGGAGGGUGAUUGAGGAGGGUGAGGAUCCAAGCAUUGGCUUUUCCGAACUAAAUGGUACCAAGUUCUAA
Molecule: messenger RNA, 1491 nt
Organism: Corylus avellana
Lineage: Eukaryota; Viridiplantae; Streptophyta; Magnoliopsida; Fagales; Betulaceae
Source: RefSeq, a predicted model, not a curated record